Molecule: messenger RNA, 1544 nt
Organism: Amyelois transitella
Lineage: Eukaryota; Metazoa; Arthropoda; Insecta; Lepidoptera; Pyralidae
Product: 2-acylglycerol O-acyltransferase 1
Exons: 6
Coding region: 108-1184 (358 amino acids)
Biological process (GO): triglyceride biosynthetic process
Cellular component (GO): endoplasmic reticulum membrane
Molecular function (GO): diacylglycerol O-acyltransferase activity
Source: RefSeq, a predicted model, not a curated record
ACUGUGUCAUUAUUAUCGUGAAUCAUGGAAAUAAAGUCCGACUCAAUGUCGAGAGAUUAUUUAGUCCACAUUUUCCUGCAGUGAGGGUAGCACGUUAUAAUUGUGUCAUGGAGGAGAUAUCAAAAAUCUUGGAAACAACCGUUUCUAUUUUUAAAAAAAUAUCAGACGUCCUCGGAGUGCAAUGGGCGCCAACGGACAUCCCCAUGAGUCGUCGUCUCCAAACCCUGGCUGCGACGGGCUGGAUAUGUCUGGUACUGUUUGGAGAAGCCUUCUGCAUAUACCUCCUGAUAGCCCUGGUCUAUUCCAGCUACUGGUGGCUGGGGGUCCUCUACGCUAUAUGGAUGAUGAAUGAUAUCGAUAUUUCGAACAAAGGUGGGAGAAGGAUCGAGUGGGUAAGGAACUGGGCUUGGUGGCGAUACUACCGCGACUACUUCCCCAUCAAACUGGUCAAGACGGCCGAUCUAGAUCCUUCUAGAAACUACCUCUUCGCGGUCUUUCCCCAUGGAGUCAUAAGCUGUGGGGCUGUUGGGGCUUUCGCGACAAAUGCCUUGGGUUUUGACAAACUCUUCCCAGGAAUGAAAAGCAGUCUUAUAACUCUGAGAGGUCAUUUCUUAGUGCCGUUUUUUAGGGAUCUGGUACUCGCUUUGGGAGGAAUCGCGUCGUCUCAAGAAAGUAUCAUGUACAAUCUUGAUACUAGGAAUCGUAAGGGGCACUGUGCUGUCUUGAUCGUUGGAGGCGCGGCUGAAGCUUUAGAUUCUCACCCUGGAGAAUAUAAAGUCAUUCUGAACAGACGGAAAGGAUUUGUACGAGUUGCUAUGAAGUCUGGAGUUCCAUUAGUGCCAGUGGUAUCAUUCGGCGAGACUGAUGUCUUCCGUCCGUUCAACAACCCUGAGGACGGCUACCUGCGCACCAUCCAGGAGAAGAUCCGGCUCUGGACCGGGAUCUCGCCUAUGUUCCCUAUCGGCCGAGGCAUGUUCCAGUACACGUUUGGAGUGGUGCCUUUACGAGCUCCCGUCACUACUGUUGUUGGCGCCCCAAUGGAAGUGCAGAGAAAUCUAGACCCUACCGAUGAAGAAAUAGAGUCCGUCCACGCAGAAUUCAAGAAGAGGCUAAUAGACCUUUUUGAAACCGAGAAAUCUAAGUACUUGCCAAACCAUGAGAAAGUGCAUUUGACAAUAACAUAGUAAAUUGUUUUUAAUUUUAGUUAGAAAUGUUAAGGUUUCUAUUUUCCAAGGAAAGUGAAUAUAUGAGAUUUAAGAAGAAAAAAUUAUCAUUCAAUUCUCAUUAAUCGUUGUGGUUGAAUACUGCCUGCCUCUUUUUAAUUUCAAAUUUAUUCUUAAAAAAACUGUUUUUUUUUUUGGAAACAAUUAUUGUGAUAUUAACCCUUGUGUACAUAUAGUACCUGUAUAUGGCAAAAUAUAUAACAGACUGAUUAAAAAGUCAAAUGUUUUUAUAGUAAUUAAGUAAAUUUAUAAAAUUGUUAUUUUUAUUUAAAAAAAAAAGAAAAAUACUAUGAAUAAGUAAUAAAGGUUUUUGUACGGUUA